Messenger RNA from Fusarium pseudograminearum CS3096, 906 nucleotides. RefSeq lists its product as uncharacterized. The coding region runs from base 1 to 906 and encodes 301 amino acids. The record is from RefSeq and is a predicted model, not a curated record. Lineage: Eukaryota; Fungi; Ascomycota; Sordariomycetes; Hypocreales; Nectriaceae. The transcript has a single exon.
AUGGAUCGCUUCGCCGAACAAUUAUUUGGCAAGCAGGACCAGUCGUCUCGUGCUCGACUGCCAGAGGAGCCCAGUUUCAUGGAAACAUUCGCCAAGAACCUGGCCAAAUCCGCUGCAAAAUCCGCUGCCAAACGGGCCAUGGGCCAGUCCUCUUCUGAGAAGCGAACCCGCGAUUGGGCUCGGGGUACCAAUAGCAACCAGAUUAACCCUGAGGACUUUCGCGGCGUUGCGGAGUUUGUCAUCGGUAUGCUGAGCAGUAACAGCAAGUCUGAGCAGCCCAGAAAGGGUGAGGAUGACCGAAAGAAAGAUAGGAAGAGGAAGAGGGACAAGGACAAGGACAAGGAUAGGAGCAGAGAAGUUCCAAGGAGUAGGGAUGCGGAGGAUGAGGGCGAGAAGUAUGGGUCGGAUAAGGAGAGGCGCAAGAGGAGACGUCAUCGUGUUACCUUUGCAGAGCCGUACUAUGAUGCUCGCCCUCAGGAAGAAACUUACUAUCCACCGCCUUACGAGCCUCGCCGCCGUCGCGACCGCCAACACGAACAGGAUCCUAGGCAAGGCCCGGGACAGAGCCAAGGAAAAGAGGAAAGACAAAGUCGAGGCGAAUACGACAAGACGGAUGACCGAGAAGAACGAAGACGUCGUCGUCGCCAACGCCGCUACAAGCGAGACCUAGAUCUCAAGACCCUCAAGACAGAGCUGGAAGCCAUGUCGAGCACCAUCAUUUCUCUCAAUGCGCGGGGCGCCAGUCACCGCGACUGCGAGUUCUACGAUCGCUUUGUUCGAAAGGGCGGCAGACUGCAGGAUGUGAUCGGAAGCACAUUGGGUCAGAUCAGGGGAUUGCAGGAUGGUGACACUGAGGCGGAGGAGAGGAGACGAAAGAGGGAUAGCAGGAGAAGGGAGAAGAGGUGA